This is a messenger RNA of Helobdella robusta, 1893 nucleotides long. RefSeq lists its product as hypothetical. The transcript has 17 exons. Lineage: Eukaryota; Metazoa; Annelida; Clitellata; Rhynchobdellida; Glossiphoniidae. Gene Ontology annotation, cellular component: cytoplasm. Bases 1 to 1893 code for a protein of 630 amino acids. Gene Ontology annotation, biological process: regulation of GTPase activity; cell migration. The record is from RefSeq and is a predicted model, not a curated record. Gene Ontology annotation, molecular function: guanyl-nucleotide exchange factor activity; protein binding.
AUGAACAAUAGCGUAAGCAAUUUGUGGAAAGAGUGUGUGAGAUGGCUGGUUAGGGUUCAACUAAUUCCGCCGAACCAUGCCCUGAUGUCGUCAGACUCCCAACUGUCUGACUUUGCAUACUUCCUGAGAGACGGUGUGGCCCUCUGUAACUUGCUCAACAAAUUAAACCCCGGCUGUCUUGACUCCAGGAAGUUCUUUCCUAAAUCUCACAAUUCUCAGUUUCUCUCCACGAAAAAUGUUCAAGCAUUUCUUGAUACAUGUUUGAACUGUUUUCGUGUUGCACCUUGUGACCUCUUUGAACCUGAAGGCGUCUUCAAAAUGGAGAACAUUGGGGAGGUGAAAGACCAAACCAUUAGGAAUACUAAUAACCUCAACACAACUCGUACUAAUAGCAGUUUCAACAACCUAAGAAUUAGUAGUAGUAGUAAUAAUAAUAGUUGUAGUAGUAGCGACAUCAACUGCAGAGAUAGUAGCAGCAGUAAUACUAGUAGUAGUAGUAAUAGUAGUAGUAGUGAAAUUAGUGUUGGUAGUAAUAGUAAUAGUGCUCCGAAAAAGACGGCAUUUGAUUAUUGCAUUGAGGAGUUGAUGAACACAGAAGAGACUUACAUUAAGAAAGUCAUAACAGUCUUGAAAUGUAUCAUGCCUGCUGACUAUGAGGAAAAAAUAUUUUUUGGAAUCGUGAAAUUAUGCAAUAUUCACGAAAGAUUUUAUUGCGAGUUGAAGAUAACGUUGAAUGAAGAUUGCGCCCUAGACAUAGCAGACAUUUUUAUCAAAUUCAAAGAAGAUUUUCUCAUCUAUAGUGACUACUGCCGUAAUCUGGGACCAGCCCUCAAGCUCCUGGCCAAGUUGGAAAAUAGCGACACUAACUUUUUCAGGGCAUUAAAAAAAUGCGAAUCGGAAAUGAAGGCAGAUUUCGGUAAUUUCAUGCUGCAAGACUAUCUCCACUUUCCUUUCCAACGAAUACUCAAAUACCCUUUAAUCUUAAAAAAAUUAGUGAAACUCUCUCGCGAAAAUAAGCAGAAAACAUUGUCAGUCGCCAUAAAGGAAAUAGAGGUUUUAGCAUUGUACUGGGUGGGCAAACUACGACCCAAGAGGCUAUUUUAUGCGGCCUGCGAGGACUUGUUCUUCAAAAAGAAGAUUCUAAACUUGAAAACGUGCGGUAGGAGAGUUAUGGAUGGCGUAGUUAAGUACAAAAUCAUCACCGAUAGCUGCACUGAAAAACGGUAUUUUUUCCUAUUUGACAAGGUUCUCGUCAUCUGCUUACUGAAUCCGAAGAAGUCCGAUAUGCAUAAUUACGAAAUGGAUCUUUCGGUGGAGAAGAUAGAAUGUGGCCCGGACACGAAGAACAAAAAUGUAUUUUACUUGACCAUCACUGAACUGGGUGUGACCUUCACUGUGACCUGCAAGUCAAAGGUCAUGGUCGAUGAGUGGUUGAAAGCUUUUGAAAAAGCCAAAGAGAAUGUUCGGCCGCCUGGUUCUCGAACGAAAACACACAACUUCCAGAUGGAGACAUUUGCUGACAAAAAAAUCUGUGAUAUCUGCAAGAAGCUGCUGCGACCCAUGAAAUCAUUCAGUCGUGAGGACCAAUCAAAAUUGUUGCUAGCAGGGUCUUUUGACGCUCCAGGCAACUAUAACUAUAGCCCACCCUGGUUUGUUGACUCGAUGACGAGGGUGAUGGCGAAAAAGGUUCUCAGUUUCUUCCCAAAUGGAACCUUCCUAAUUAGGCACAGCCAGGCAGGGGAAGAUGAAUAUAGUCUUAAUCUCAAGUAUGGAGAUGAAGUUCAAAAUUUGAAGAUUUCAAACAUCGGUGGUAGGUACGGUUUCGCACCGUCCAGAACGAAUUCGUCACGUAUUACUCUGAAAACAGCUUGGAGUCCGUUUUCUCAUUUAUGA